Molecule: messenger RNA, 1419 nt
Organism: Thermothelomyces thermophilus ATCC 42464
Lineage: Eukaryota; Fungi; Ascomycota; Sordariomycetes; Sordariales; Chaetomiaceae
Exons: 3
Coding region: 345-1226 (293 amino acids)
Source: RefSeq, a predicted model, not a curated record
CACAAUUCCAAACUGGCGACACGGAAGGACACUCCCUUGAGGAAACGGGGCUUCAUGGGGCAGAUUCCGCCAUUGAGGGCGAUCAUUUUAAAGCUCUGCACGCGGUGCGUGAUGCCGCUCGCCAAACACGCCAUAAUUCAGCCGAAAUAAACAAGAUCGACAUGCCGCUGCCUUGAUAAGACGAUCUGGAAAAUGGGGGGAUCUCGAGUGAAUGGGGAUAUAUCAAGGGGAGGGAACCUCCAUCCUGGCGAAGAGUGAGAAUGUGUUUGUGUCAUCAUCAUCAGAAGACGAAACGGGCCCCGAGCCUGAAGGUACGGGAUUAGUUCAAGUACAACAGAGGCGCCAUGCACUCCACCACCACGCUCCUCAGCCUCCUCUCCGCAGCCGCGGCAGCCAACGGCGCCUCCCUGCCCCGGGACAGCGUGUGCGGCGCGGCCGCCGAGAUCCAGUGCCCCAUCGUCUUUGACGGCCGGGUCAGCGCCGACGCCCAGCCGACCGACUUCGACAGCGCCAGCACCUCCAUCUUCAACCCGGACUACGUCAAGGGCAACAACCUCAAGUGGAGCGAUAUCCUGCAGUUCCCCGACGCCGGAACCACCCACUUCGACAACGAGACCCACAAGCCCUUCGAGGUCACCCUCAGCGACGAGAGCAUUUUCCAGUCCCAGCAGGGCUUCCGCCGCGCCGGCCUGCAGUUCAACGGCGACACCAACAACGGCAGCCCCGGCUCCCAGGGCGUCAAGACCAUCCACUUCAGUGUCAAGAUCGACCCCCAGCGGGGCCUGAACCUGAGCCACGAGUAUAUCCUCGUCUGGCACGAAGCGGCUGAUUACUCGGCCAACCAGUUCAACUUCGAGACCGGCACCAUUAUCGGUCAGGAGGGUCUCCCAAAAGACACCUACAAGGUCCUUAACCGCAACAACCAGCAGAUCUGGUCGACGCCCAUCCUCGAGGACCAAUGGCAGAACUUUGCCAUCACUCUCGACUUCAACCAGAACACUCUCCAAGUGUACUACUCCGAGGCCGACGAACCCCUCGAGAGCGUCACCGACGUCGUGUCCAACAACAACGCGGGAGAGGGUCAGUACCAGAUCGGCCUGCUCAAGAAGCCCACCGGCACCGACGACGUCGUCAACUCGGGAUACCAGGAGAGCGGCAUCGACGAGGGUCUCAUCUACGGCAGCCUGUUCGUCGAGGACAGCGCCAACGGGUGUGUCUCGCUGUAAAGAGAAGGGGCCAGCCUCCUUUCUUCCAUUCAUCACUAGAGCGGUCAAGAGAUAUAGACUUGGUUGGCUUCCUUGGCUUCUGUAUCGCGCGGACAAGAAGUCUUACUUUCUUCCAAAGACAAACAAUCAACUGCCAGAUGGCCAUCUCUCUAAACAUAGCUCAUCCCCAGCCACCUAUCUCUCUCCUCUGUGC